Molecule: messenger RNA, 4200 nt
Organism: Leguminivora glycinivorella
Lineage: Eukaryota; Metazoa; Arthropoda; Insecta; Lepidoptera; Tortricidae
Gene: sgg
Product: glycogen synthase kinase-3 beta
Exons: 11
Coding region: 312-1706 (464 amino acids)
Biological process (GO): negative regulation of canonical Wnt signaling pathway; signal transduction; protein phosphorylation
Cellular component (GO): axon; cytoplasm; nucleus
Molecular function (GO): protein serine/threonine kinase activity; ATP binding
Source: RefSeq, a predicted model, not a curated record
ACGUCCGAGUGAACGCCGAAACUAGCCGAUCUAGUACAAGACUGAAGAAAUCAAGAAACUAAAAAUCUGUCGUUCACCUUAGUGUUGUAAAUUUUGAAAAUUCAACAAAAUGAUAAUGUAAAAGCUUAAUAAGACAAUCUUGUUUUCAUUUUAAUUGUAUCUUAGUGAUAUUGUUUAGACUGUAACACCCAAAACUCUGUAUUUCGUCGGCAAAGUGAGAGAGUUCAGUGCGAGUGCAAGGGUGGUAACGAGAAAUGUGAAGUAUCUAUGAAGUUCAGGAUUCUAAAGACUUUUAUUUUAUACCUAUAAUAAUGAGCGGACGCCCUAGGACCACGUCAUUCGCCGAGGGCAGCAAAUCCGUUCGAAAGACAUUCGAUAAUCAACCACCAAAACCCCUAGGAGGGGUAAAAAUCAGCAGCGACGUGGAAACUCCUAAAAAGGCCGAGCUGGCUACGGAAAAGAAAGGCGCUGCGCCGCGCAAGGACGGCUCAAAGGUGACGACUGUGGUGGCGACGCCGGGGCAAGGCCCCGACCGGCCGCAGGAAGUGAGCUAUGCCGACAUGAAGCUCAUCGGUAACGGCAGCUUCGGCGUCGUCUACCAGGCCAAACUAUGUGACACCGGCGAGCUCAUUGCCAUCAAGAAAGUGCUCCAGGACAAAAGGUUUAAGAAUCGAGAACUUCAAAUUAUGCGACGGCUGGAGCACUGUAAUAUUGUCAAAUUGAAAUACUUCUUUUACUCUAGUGGAGAAAAGGCGGCAGUGCCCGCAGCAGUCAGUACGUUGUUAAACGCAAUGCAGUCUAUUGAAGUCACAAAGGACGAAGUGUACCUGAACCUGGUGCUGGAGUAUAUCCCCGAAACUGUGUAUAAAGUGGCACGUCAUUACUCCAAAGAUGAACAAACCAUACCCAUUAGUUUUAUAAAGCUGUACAUGUACCAGUUGUUCAGAAGCUUAGCGUACAUCCACUCGCUCGGCAUCUGCCACCGGGACAUCAAGCCACAGAACUUACUCCUCGACCCGAAGACGGGCGUCCUGAAACUGUGCGACUUCGGCUCCGCGAAACACCUCGUGCGCGGCGAGCCUAACGUCUCGUAUAUAUGCUCGCGUUACUAUCGCGCGCCGGAACUUAUUUUCGGCGCUAUAGAUUAUACCACUAAAAUCGAUGUGUGGAGCGCGGGUUGCGUUGUAGCAGAGUUGUUGCUCGGCCAGCCCAUCUUCCCGGGAGACUCCGGCGUAGACCAACUCGUGGAAAUCAUCAAGGUGUUAGGCACUCCCACGCGGGAGCAGAUCAGAGAAAUGAACCCGAACUACACAGAAUUCAAAUUCCCUCAGAUCAAGAGUCAUCCAUGGGCGAAGGUGUUCCGAGCGUGCACGCCGCCGGACGCCAUCUCGCUGGUGUCGCGGCUGCUGGAGUACACGCCGGGCGCGCGGCUGUCGCCGCUGCAGGCGUGCGCGCACAGCUUCUUCGACGAGCUGCGCGAGCCGGCCGCGCGCCUGCCCAACGGGCGCGCGCUGCCGCCGCUCUUCAACUUCACGGAGUACGAGCUCAACAUCCAGCCCUCGCUCAACGACUUCCUCAAGCCGCGCGCCGCGCCCGUCGCCGACCCGCACCUGCCCUCCGCCAGCCACCAGCCCGACGCCGACCAGGACCCGCCCGGAGAGAGCGCGGCGGGCAGCGGGCCGAGUGGGUCUCCGGGCGCGUCGUAGAGCCGCGCUCGACACCACGCAGCACCGGCCGCGAGCCUCGGAACCGAGCCGAUACGGAUUUUAGAUUGAGAGUCAUUCGUAUGCUUACUAGACAUAGUCCUUUUUAUUGGCAGUCGGGGAUAAAUUUUAUGCAUAAUAGGUGUUUUCGGCGAGUUAUCGUGUGAUACUGUAGUGUGAUUGUCGAUAAAGCUUGAGCUGUCGUAGUCGGUGAGAAGGGUAAAUCCGCUGUAGAUUCUGAACCGUCGCGACGUGAUUACUUUGUACUUUUGUAAGCUCAAAUUGUCUCUUUGUGUACAUACCUUAAACGUUGAGUUGGAGAGUGACAUUUACCGGGUGACGACAGAUGACCCGGCCCGCCGUGCCGGGGCCGCCGUCGACGGCGCCACUGUACGGGCGUACCUUGCUUGGCCGUGUAAUCAGUAGGGCAGACGUAUUCUGUAGUGCAUUAAUGUAUUUAUUGUUGGAACGUAUCACUAACUCAUAAAACUUACGAAGCGUAUGCCUAGUGUUAUUUCAACGAUGAAACUUAGCAGAUGGUACAUUUUUCGCAUUCAUAGGGAGCAUACUUGUAAAUUUUUAUAACUAGCAUAAACUGAUCUCUCGAGAUAAUUUAUAAUGUUUAAUGAUAAUAACUCAGAAUAUUGUAUUUGUAUAAACAAUUCAGAGAAUAUAAUUUUUUUAGAUUUACUACAUUAUAGAUUUUUUUCGGGCAACUUCUAUAUGUAAUGACCUUUUUUUAUUGCGGUGUACCUUAUUAAGUCUUAUCCAGAGCUGGAUAAAUGUAAUCUAUUUGAUAGCACUGUCGAUGUCCUAAUGUAACGACAUAGUUUUUCGAUAAUAUUGUAUUCUAUAUUCAAUAAAUGAUAUUUCUAUUAUAUAAAAAAUGUCAUUGAAAACACUAUGGUUAUUAGUAGUCAUUUAUGAAACGGUGUAUAAAUAAAGCUAUUUUCAUUGUCAUAGUUUUUAAGUACGUACCUAUGCGAACUAAUUUCGUUUUGCACUUCAAUUGGGCAUACAAACAAAUUAGGCAAAGGUAGUAAACCUUUAAUGUAGACUAUCGAAAUCUUUAUUCGUGAAAUACGUAGUCUCAGCGCGCGGCCACCGGCUUAGUCGCGCGUGCGCGCCGACUUACGAAUAGAGGCAUUUGAAACUUAUUCAAGGUAGGUUAAAAAUUAUAGCGUUCUUCAUCGGAAUACUUUCCCUUCUCUACUAAGAUAUUGCUUCGUGAGAAAGGUCUCAUUCAUUUUCCAUUUUCUUUAAAUAUGGUAAUGUCAUUAACGAUAUAAUUGUUGUAUUUGUGUAUUCGGGGAGGUUAUAGGUAGCUCGGACACCUAAACAGCCUACGUAAUGUUGUAACCUAUCCGUUAGUAGCACGGUCACGAUUCACGUCCUAAUAAUGAUUACAGUUGGUCGAAAGUUUUAAAACUGAACAAGUGUAUAUUCGUCGCAAUCUCGACGUUAUAUAUAGUCAAAAUAUUAAAGUAACGUAUCGUUACAUAUACUUAUACGCAAUUAUUUUAUCUUUUACAUGUAAUGAAAUAUAUGUGCUAGAAUAUUUUUUCUUUUUAGCAUGCACCGCCUCGUACUUCCAAAAUCCUCGUUUUACCUUUGAACCCUGAACGAUGACUUUUAAUUAGCUGUAAAAUUAUAGUAUGUUAGGGAUGUAUCAUCGCCAUUCGGUGAGCGCGCGGCGCAUCGAUUUGAAAUCACACCUAGUGGAGCUUAGUUGUCGUCAAUAAGGCUAUUGAUUUGCUGACACCUUUAUGUCUUGUAAAUAUAUUAUAAUUAUCUUUGUGGUAUGACUCUGAGUGCCGUUUAUCGGUUUUCGGGUGGGCGUAGGCUAGGAGGGUGAAGCCAGCGCCUGGUAUUUGUACCGGGUGUGUAGCGCCUUGUACCGGGUGCGUGCCACCCUGUACCUGGUUUGUUCCGCCCUGUACCGGGUGUGUGCCGCCCUGUACCGGGUGUGUGCCGCCCUGUACCGGGUGUGUGGCGCCCCGUACCGGGCGCGGAUGACCCGGUACCGGACGCCCGCGGCCUGCGACCGCCGGCACCGCAGCGGGCUCGGGGCAGUAGUUUAGAUACGCAUAUUUUUAUUAAGUCUAUAAUAUGGAUUUUGUAAUCGACGUCGCUUCUAAAGACCCUCUGUGUAAAAAGAUUAAGACAUACUAGUGACCUGAAUGUAUGAAAAUGAUGUUUAUUGAACUUUAUCCCACUGAAUUCUCACUCUCACGUUUUGCGUGCACAUUUACUACCUUUAUGAGAAUUUCCGUAUAUAAAACACAUAGUUCGAAAUGGGGUUAUGACUUAUAAAUUAUUUAAAGUAAAAGGACUUUUUAUUAUUACUAUUACUGUAAUAUUAAAUUUAAUAGUGAGUGAAAUUUGUAUUUUGUUUUAAAUUUGUUUAACUGAAAUUGAAUACAUCAUAACACCCAUAUCGUUGUUAGUUAUGAAUGAAAAUAACAUAAUUAUAAAAGUAAAUAUUAAAUGAAUAGUA